AUGGGACUGACAGCAAACGUCUUCAAAGGGAGGACUUACUGGGAAUGCCCACAAAACGUCGGGACAACAUGGAAUUUGAAGAAGUUGCUACGGCUGAAGGAACGAGCCAGGGAGUUCACUAGGAUCCAGCUUGGAGAUGGAGGAGACGCAUCCUUUUGGUAUGACAGUUGGUUGGAGAUUGGACCUCUCAUUGAGUUCAUCGGGAUGGUCGGACCUCGCCUCCUGAGGUUACCGAAGACAGCGAGAGUUAAGGAUGCAGUCCACGAGGGAAGUUGGCUAAUCCGAGGAGCAAGGAACGAGCGGGUUCAACAACUACAGACCAUACUCUCGAGAAUGGAACCCCCAAGCCCGGACAACGGCUCUGACCAACCGCUUUGGAGAAAGAAUGACGACAACUAUCAUCCGACAUUUGUCUCAAGACUUACGUGGGACAAAAUCAGAACCCCGGCUGCUCCGGUUUCAUGGUUUGGCCUGGUAUGGUUUGAGAAAGCCAUACCCAGGCAUGCAUUCCUCUUAUGGCAGGUCCUUCACCAAAGACUACCGACUUCGGAUAGAGUGGCUCGCUGGGGGAUACAAGGGCCGAGUCGAUGCAUACUAUGCCGGAAGGAAGUUGAAACCCUAUCUCACUUAUUCUUUUGCUGCGAAUAUAGUGCGGAUGUGUGGCUCUCCCUUGCAGGAAAUCUUGGAGGCUCUCCCCCUAGAGUGGUUGUGGACGCCGGGCCGUGGAUUAAUCAACAUCUCAUGACAACCCAACGAACAACAAAGCUAAUCAAGAGUCUUCUCUUGCAGCUAGUAGUAUACGAGAUUUGGAAGGAACGUAAUGGACGGACACAUAAAGACGUCGCAAACUCGCCACAACAAUUGUGGUUCAAGAUCGAUAGGAUAAUGCGGAACAUACUCAUAUCUUUGCACAAGCCGGAUUCUACCGGAUCAAAUGACCCCCUCCAACAAUGGUAUCGCCUUAUGUAUUAUGACUGA
Molecule: messenger RNA, 978 nt
Organism: Tarenaya hassleriana
Lineage: Eukaryota; Viridiplantae; Streptophyta; Magnoliopsida; Brassicales; Cleomaceae
Exons: 2
Coding region: 1-978 (325 amino acids)
Source: RefSeq, a predicted model, not a curated record